AAUUGGAUUUAAUAAAAAAAUAUGGUGAAGGGAAAAAGUUAGAGAAAAAAUGCAUAAACUGUGGUACUGCAACAAAGAUUCGAACAUCUGGGGUUCACAUCAGUGAUAAUGGAUGCAUUGGUGUGUUUUCUGAUGAUUUUGAGUGCUCUGAUUGUGGUUGCAAAGAAGCAGGUACAAGUUUUAUGUGCAUUGGGUUAUUCCAGAAAGCAUCCAUACCACACCCACAGAGGAAAUUAACCCUCCUACCCCCUUCGGAUGUCCUAAUACAUUUACUAUUAUCAGGAACAAUUUUUCUCCCCUCCCCUUACGGACGGCAGAAAUUUCCUCCAUGGGGGGAGUAUGGAUCUUUUCUGGAACAACCCAUUGUAAAUUGUGAUACAAGGUUUUUAUAAUUAAUUGAACUGCUUGGCCAUGGAAGGUUGAUAUAUUAGUGCAUAACAGAGUGGCAGUUAGAAUGUUAUAUUGUUAUUAUCUUAAUAGGUGAAGAUAUCCAUGAUUCAAGUGAAGAUGGUGAUGAUGAUGAUGACAAUGCUUCAGAAAUUAUGUCUGAGUUAGAAAAAGCUGUUGGCCAUGAAACUCCAGAUCUUGAUGCACAAGAUUCUGAAGCCAGUGGAUCAAAGCCAUCAAAUGCAAAACGCAAUAUUAUAGGAUCAAUACGAAGUAACAAGAAGAAGCAAAGAUUGUCAAAACAAGAAGAAUUUCAAAAAUGUAUGGAUGAAUUUACAAAAUCCCAAAAGGAAUCAGAUGAAAAAAUUUUGGAAGAAAUGAAACACCAGGUCAAAGUUGAUGCUGAGCUACGAAAACAAGAAUUAAAGGCAUAUACUGAUUCAAUGGCAUUAUUGGCCAAUGCCAUUUCAAGCAGACAGCAGCCAACUGUGCAACAACCUCUCAGUAAUCAGUUUUACUUUGAAGAUGAAAACAGCACCAAAACAUAUUAUAAAUUAUAA
Messenger RNA from Paramuricea clavata, 947 nucleotides. The record is from the annotation of a GenBank genome assembly. Lineage: Eukaryota; Metazoa; Cnidaria; Anthozoa; Malacalcyonacea; Plexauridae.